AUGCCUCUCGAGUCCCUACUCACGAACCCGAAUCCGCCCGUGCCACGGCCCCGGUCAAUAUUGUCCUUUUUGACCAACCCGCUCGCGAAACAUGCACGGAAUAUGUUUGAUAUCACCAUUGAGCCCGAGGACCCUUUCAGAACGUACUCGCCUGGUCAGACGGUCAAAGGGCAUGUCAUUCUCACGGUCUUGAAAGGGUUCGAUAUCACUCAUCUGGUCGUCGCUUUACACGGGUACGCCAAGGUUUACAAACAUCAGAUACCGCCGGGCGAAGGUGUGCCGGCAGCUGAAGGGCUGCUCAACGGGCAGGGGUCGAGAGGGGUACAAUAUCAUGGCAACGGGCUUGCGUCACUCUUCCAGCAGGAGCAGGUCCUCUGUGGCAAUGGCUUUCUCAAGAAACAUGUCUACAAGUUCGCGUUUGAGAUAUCUUUCCCCACCAAGGGUCUCCCGAGCACGAUUGAUUUCGAGCGAGGCACAAUAUCUUACAUGAUUACCGCCACUCUCACCCGGCCAACGACAAUCAGUCCAGUAACUAGCCGCAGCACGCGGAUAAAAUUCCAAGAUCUGAUUGAUAUCGAGCCGAUGUCCACCCCCAAAUCCCGCGUCAUCACGUUGGAACCUCUAUCAAAGCGUGGCAAAGUCAAGGUCGUCAAGCCUGGCUCGUCCGUAACCACCCAGACAACGUCGAGCGCAGGUGCUGGACGCUUAACGCGGAAUAAUACUCAGAAUAGCACCGCAAGUCGGAGCACAAGUUCCGUGGCUCGUCCUCCGUUGAGCCCUGCAGCGAGCGAGGAAACAAUGCAUACGAGCGGGACAACGCCAAGCUCCCCCAGCUUUCAUAUUGUCGACAACGAAUCGCCUCUGCGCAAGUCAAGCCCGCAGAACAGCGACGAUCGAAGUAAUACGACAUCAUCAUCUGCCAACACCAUCACUGCGACGACCGAACUACCCAGACAUGGGGCGUUGCCGGGUGACAUGGUACCGAUUCGAGUCUCGGUGACGCACACGAAGGCUGAUGCACGCGGUAUGGUCAUCGCCACCCUGUACCGGUUGGCGAGAAUCGAUAUGCAUCCUCCACUGCCGCUUCCGAACAGGUCGGGAAAGGGGAAGAAAAUGGAGUACGAAGACGUCUAUCCAAAAUCGCGAACGGGCCUGGGCGGCCUGUACUUCUCCGCGGCCUCUCCCAACAGCGCCUUUCGAAAGGAUCUGGCCCAAUCUUCCACUAUGCUGAUCGUCAACCCUAACACCAUGACCGCAGACAUCACAACAUCUCUGAAAAUCCCCGACGCUUCAUUUCCAAGCAUCUCAAAUGUGCCGGGAAGCAUGAUAUCUUUCACAUAUCACGUGGAGGUCGUGGUGGACUUGUUCGGUAAAUUGGGAGAGACACGACUGUGGCCGAGACUUACUUCCAAUGAGCCCACGUUUUCGCCGAGUUCUGACGCUGGCAAUCAGAUGACCUCGGAUUGGUCCCAUUCCAUUCUAGACACAUCUGCGUUGCGUCGAACCAAGAGUGUGAUCACGUUUGAAAUGUCACUCGUGGUCGGCACGCAAGAUAGUGGCAGGAAGCGAAGGCAGACCAAGCAAGCCGAAUACCAAGUUCCGGAGAAUACGACACUGGGCCCAGAGCAGGGUUGGCACGACUGGCAUUAUCACGAUGGCGCUUACGAAGGACAGCACUAUGACGAAGCGGGAUACCCCUACCACGAGGGCUACGGGUACGACUACGAGUAUGAGCUGAAUCACUACCCAGAAUAUCCCACCCCGACCCCUGAAAUGAUCCCGCCUCCGCAACCUCAAGAGGAGGACGAGAAAACUCGACUUCGCAGGCUCGAACAGCUACUGGAACCCAGUCAACCCCCGCAGGAAGGGGAAGGCUCCAACAGCGGUGUUCCGUUCGCUCCCACAGCCCCAGAUCUAUCGUCGGAGUCGGGACCGGAUGGAAUUGGGCAUCAAAACGACGGAAGCAGGACGCCGUCGACUUUGAACCCUGCUGCUUCCGUCACAUCUUCCACCAGGUCCGGAGACACCGUACGACCGUACUCGACGUCCCCUCCGCCCCCACCACCUCCUAUUGGCAAUGCUGGACAUAGCGAUGACAAGCAAGAGUUAGAGCGGCGCCGGCUUUUUGCGCAGACUAGCGCGCCGCCAUUGGAGGACGAAGCAGAGGCGCGUCGCUGCGCGGCUGCAACGUCUACGGCCCCAACUGCGCCCACGAUUGAUGAGCACCACGAGUACAGCGUAGACACCUUGAACCAUGAUCAUACGGGGCCGGAUCUGCCGCAGUAUGAGCGCUAG
This is a messenger RNA of Cladophialophora yegresii CBS 114405, 2295 nucleotides long. RefSeq lists its product as uncharacterized. Gene Ontology annotation, molecular function: ubiquitin protein ligase binding; protein-macromolecule adaptor activity. Gene Ontology annotation, cellular component: cytosol; plasma membrane; cytoplasm. Lineage: Eukaryota; Fungi; Ascomycota; Eurotiomycetes; Chaetothyriales; Herpotrichiellaceae. The transcript is spliced from 2 exons. The record is from RefSeq and is a predicted model, not a curated record. Gene Ontology annotation, biological process: ubiquitin-dependent endocytosis. Bases 1 to 2295 code for a protein of 764 amino acids.